AUGGUGGGUACAUAUUUUGCACAAAACGAUGAUGGUGAGAAGAAAGAAUCUAAACCUGGAAUUCUUUUGGUGGAUGAAGAUCCCGUUUGGCAAAAGCCAGUCAAAGAAGAACAAGAUUCAUCAGAUGAAGAAAAGCCUCAAGUUGAUGAAGAUAUUGAAGUUAAGCGUAUGAGAAGACUGGAGCAACUGGGGACUGGACGCCCUUUUGGUGCGAUUUCUGAGGAUGGAAGUGGCUGCGAUUCUGUGUCUAAUGCUCCUAAUAACAUGAAACCCGAACACCAAAAUUAUGAUAUUUCUCCACCUCGCAGGAGUAGGCUGCGGAAUGAUACUCCGUCUCCAAGACCUGAACAACAAUCUGACGUUUCAUCAGAUGCUAAUUUCUCUCCACCACGGCAGUACCACAAGCAUUACUGGGGUCCUCCUAGGAAUGCCAAGAAUGAAAGAUCAGGUUCUAUUGUCUCUGCAAUGAAGUCAAUUCACGAUUUGGAUGACUAUGACACAGUUGAUCCUGCACCUUCAGUUUCUGACCUUUCUCCUCCAAGGAAGAGGCGGAAUGAAUCACCAAUUUUGACAACUGGGGAACGUAUCUCGAAGGAGGAGUUUCUGAAGUCUCGGAAGAAAGAAUUCAGGAAAGAAGAGAAGCCCAAGGAAAUAAAGCUGGAAUGGGGCAAAGGGCUGGCUCAAAAGUGGGAAGCUGAAGCUAGAGUACAAGAAAUAGAAAAGGAGAAGGAUAAACCAUUUGCUCGCAGCAGGGAUGACCCUGAUCUUGAUGCUAUGCUGAAGGAGAGACUUCGAUGGGGUGAUCCCAUGGCACACUUGGUCAAGAGAAAGCAUUUGGAGCCAGUUCUUCCGGACCUAGGUGAUAACGAGAAGAUGAAAGAGUCUGGCUUCAUAAUUCCCCAGGACAUCCCAAGUCACAGCUGGAUAAGAAGAGGACUGGAUGCGGCACCAAACUGCUAUGGGAUCAAACCAGGCAGACACUGGGAUGGUGUGGACCGCAGUUAUGGAUAUGAUAAGGAAUUGUUCAAACAGAUGAACGAAAAAAGAGCUACAGUGAGAGAAGCAUAUGGGUGGUCUUGA
This is a messenger RNA of Sesamum indicum (sesame), 1080 nucleotides long. The record is from RefSeq and is a predicted model, not a curated record. Lineage: Eukaryota; Viridiplantae; Streptophyta; Magnoliopsida; Lamiales; Pedaliaceae.